Messenger RNA from Coniosporium apollinis CBS 100218, 1494 nucleotides. RefSeq lists its product as uncharacterized. Gene Ontology annotation, molecular function: single-stranded DNA 3'-5' DNA exonuclease activity; single-stranded DNA binding. The coding region runs from base 1 to 1494 and encodes 497 amino acids. The transcript is spliced from 8 exons. The record is from RefSeq and is a predicted model, not a curated record. NCBI's taxonomy places the organism in Eukaryota, Fungi, Ascomycota, Dothideomycetes. Gene Ontology annotation, biological process: resolution of meiotic recombination intermediates.
AUGGCACCUCAAUUCCCCUCAAUCGAGCAGUUCUUCGAAAAGCAAUCAUCUCAAAGCCCCAAAAAACGAGCCAGAUCCUCAUCUCCGUCCCAGGGCCGUGACGGGUUCACAGAAGCUGAAGUCGAUGCCGUCCUUCAUCCACCAGCCAACCAAACCUGGAGCCCGCCUAAUGAGUACGAAGAGAUCGAUAUCGCCGCACUGAUACCAGGACCGAAGUGCGUCACGUUCGUGGGACGCGUCGCAAACUUCUACGACCAAGGCACGCCAAGCAAGAAGCCGAGAGCAGCGAAAGGCUGCGUCAAAAUCAUUGUCAAGGACGAUACAGGCGCUUUGACGGUCCGGCUCUGGUACGCAAACAAGGACUACAACCUCCGCCUCGGCCACCUCGUCACAGUAUGGACUCCGCACAUCUCGCACAGCGACACAGGCCAGCUUGCGCCAUCGAGCGCGCCGCUCUUCGCGAGCAUCUUUCCGGAACGCGACCGGUCGUGCCACUUCAUGGUGCAUGAGAAUAGCGACGAAGGCGUGCAGUGCAAGACGCCGCUGGGAUACAAAGUAGGCCAACCAUUGGCCGGCCUGAUGACGCUGAAGAACUUCAUCGAAGGAGGGUAUGAGAUUACGGACGGCAAGAUUCUGGUUUGCGUGAAGAGCAUUGGGCCGAGGAAGAAGUUCACGACCAAAAAAGGCAUUCCUGCUGAGAACGUGAACAUCGGCGUCUUCGACGACACAGCGGAGGCCUCUCUGACUCUCUGGGGCUCCUCUGCCGCAUCAGCGGGCGCUUGGAAGGUAUCGCACACUAUCCUGCUGAUCACUGAGCCUGGGUGGAGAAUUGAUAAGAGGGCUUGGAUCUCACUGACGAGCAGCACGCAAGUGGAUGUUAAUCCGGCUAUACUGGACACGGAGUGGCUGAGGGGGUUUGCGCAGAGAUUGACGAGAAGAGAGCAUGUGAAUCCGCCGUUUCCUGAAGGAGUGUUUGAUACCGAGGCUGCGGAAGAGUCACAGGUCCGGAUACUGUACACGCUCGCAGACAUCGACGAGUUCGCUCGUACCGCACCAGGAGGCAAGUCUUCUUUCGGCCACCAGAAGUUCAUGGGCUACCUCAGCGUGAUCAUCAUGGAGCUGAACAUCACCUCCCUCCACCGCCGAAAUAUGCUCAUGUGCACCGAGUGCUGCGGCGUGCCUCUCUACGCCAACGCAACGUCCGCCAAGUGCAAACAGUGCGAUAAGGAGAUAAUUCUGCGUAUCAACCCGAGACUGCUCGGGCCCCUAAUCGAUGAAACCGGCACCACCAGCACUGGGAAGCUGAUCCUCUCAGCCGCGGCCUGGAAGCAGUUGCUGGGCCGCACAGCUCAGGAGCUCGUCGCUUCUGCCGCUGAUAUACUCAAGUAUCUAGAGCAGAGGCUGCUGUUCGUGCGUGUUACGCUGCUUUUCGGCUGGAUCGCUGAGGAGGGCGAGGGGGUGGGGAGGUUGUGCAUCUGGGGAGUAAGGAUGUGA